AUGGGAAUAAUUGAACCUGCAUUCAGUGCAUGGGGUCAACCUGUAGUUCUAAUACAUUACAGAAGCGCUGUCAUCACACAGACAGCACUGCCUACUGUCACCGUUAGGGGUUUCCUCAACUUCCGCACCACCGUUGACGGCACAGUCAUUGUGUUCACACCCGCGUCGGCCAUCCCCUCCGAAAGUGCCAAAAGUACAGCCAUUUUGCCCACAAUCCAAAGCACACUAUCGCCACAAACUAUCAUUAAUACAAAAUCAUCGGUUUUCCAUCAAAUAUCGCCAACACAUGUGCCACAAGCCAUUCAGCCCACGAAGGCUUCCCAACAGUACCCGACAGGUCUGGUGACAGUCUUGGGCGGCACUGUUGUCCGCAACGGCGAGACUACGAUCCACGAGACCAAAGUGAUCGGCACUUACAUCGAUGGCAAAUACGCGCAGAUCCUACAGAGCACUGCCCGGGUUGAGGUACCGGUGCCGCAGACGCCAGUUAUCCGGCCCACACAGACAUCUAAAUAUAGCGGUCCAUCCAUUUUCGUGGAGUCGCCUCUCAAGAAGGCAUACGUUAUGGCCAGAGAUGAGCCCAAACGAGAGGAACCAAAGGCACCAGAAUUUGACGAAAAUAACGGCAUUCAAAGUUAUAGGAAACCGGAGCCACGAAGACUUCACCCGAGACUGGCGUUGAAUCCGUUGAGAUCGCGAUGGACUCAAAGCAAUCUGCAGAAGAAUGACAAGAAUCAGUCGGAAGAUGGUUCGCCCAAAGCUCACAAAGUAACCAAAGCACGACUCGGCACCAGACGGUUCAGUCUCCCUCCCAGAGCGUCGCCCAAAGUCCAAAUGAAUCGUUUUAAAGCCAAACUGCCGGCCACUGCCUUAGAGGAGCGACAGAGCUAUAACUCUAGACUUCAGACCCGAUUAGAUAAACAGAAAUCUGAAUCAUCGGAGCCUAAGGCAGAUGAGGAGGAGAUACAGAGUGCGGCCGAAGCUAUUAGUGAGGGUGUGAUUGAGGAGAGACAGGCACAGGAAGUGCUGCCAUCGGAGCCAAUAGAUCCGUCCAAAGUGGCCACAGAAGUGCAGACAAUCACAAGCGAAGUGACAAAACACGUGAACGGAAACCAGAUUCAAGUGGAGACAGUGACCCUCACCACUACUAUCCAACGACCACUUGAUCCAGCAGAAUUUGGCACCGAUUUAAUCGCGCCGACAGUACCCGUAGAGGCCAAUGAUGUGGACGUGACAUCAGUCCAGGAGACACCACCUCUGGUAGUCUCGAGAACUUAUUCAGUGACCGAAAGAAGUAUGAGAACGACUGUUAUCCCGGUGUUUGACGGGACGGUUACAAACAGCCACACGGUUACCGAAAGUUUUUUCAUCAGGAAAUUGAUUACUGUCUAUAAGACUCUUCCUCCGGGAGAUAUGUUCCUCUUGGAAACGGCCAGUAUUUCAAUGAAUGACUCAUUUACUGAUUUAUUGGCCGCCGAACAGAGCGUUCCCUCUCUAUAUGAAGGCGCCAUUGAGAUAACAGAGGAGCCCGACAACGAGUUGGUGAGCGCCACAGCGGUUGCUCAGCCGGUACCUGUGCCCACACUGGACCCGAGUACUAAUUUAGGCUUUAUGGCCAACAACCAGUUGCCUCAGUUUGAUAUGAAUAACCCGCUAUUCCUGGCGGCCGCUCUCCAGAACCCGCAGUUGGCCGCCGUAUACCUGGGUCUCCAACAACUCAAACAACAGGCCCCUCAGUAUAACACCAUUACUAAGCCGACCACAUAUGUGACCACAGAUACCGUGUAUAACACGAAAGUUGUCAGCUUUUACGACGGCCGGUCCACCCGUUCCCGGACUCUUGUGGAGCCGGUGGGCACUACAGAGCGAACUCUCACCACAUAUACGACUGAAGUAACGCCUGUCAUGAAUGGCAAUCUGGCAUUGCAACAAGCACAGUUCCACAAUGUAUUCGCCACUAACCUGGUUUCACAACAAUUUCAAAUGACCCCGCAAUAUAGUACAAUUACCAAAACUGUAACCACACUCACUGACAGCACCAGUACCAAGACUAAAGUCUACACAUUGGUCUACAAUGCGUUCAGUACUCGAUACCGCACAGUGACCAGUACUAGCGUUAUACCCACUGUCCUCACAACUGUCAUCACAUCUACCGUUCCAUAUCAAGUGGCAAACACUGCCCAACCUUUCAAUAUUUUUGGAUAA
This is a messenger RNA of Oppiella nova, 2205 nucleotides long. The record is from the annotation of a GenBank genome assembly. Lineage: Eukaryota; Metazoa; Arthropoda; Arachnida; Sarcoptiformes; Oppiidae.